Enhydra lutris kenyoni (northern sea otter) is the source of this 4126-nucleotide messenger RNA. RefSeq names its product solute carrier family 45 member 4 (gene SLC45A4). NCBI's taxonomy places the organism in Eukaryota, Metazoa, Chordata, Mammalia, Carnivora, Mustelidae. The transcript is spliced from 8 exons. Gene Ontology annotation, molecular function: sucrose:proton symporter activity. The coding region runs from base 426 to 2753 and encodes 775 amino acids. Gene Ontology annotation, biological process: transmembrane transport. Gene Ontology annotation, cellular component: membrane. The record is from RefSeq and is a predicted model, not a curated record.
CGCCGCCGCCCCCGCGGCCCCGGCCGGAGGAGACAGAUCAACCAGUCGCUCGAUGGGGAGCAACGGCGGACCCCCUUCUUGUGUCACCUUCCCACCUCUCUGUAGCAAGAAAAAUAACUUCAGCACUGCUUCGAUAACGAUGAUGGAGCUAGUAUUAACUGAAUGGCAAUUAUGGAUUUUUAACUCUAAUUCACAGUAAACCAGCAAGCCGUGUGCUUACAGUCCGACUAAACAUCAUUUCGUCUUGCUGCGUGCCUCGCCCGUUCGUGAGAAGUUGAGAGAUCUCUGUACACGGAGGGAUAUAAGCACCGCUCGCCAGAGGAACACCACUGACGCGGGGAGAGAAGGCGUCCUCACUUAUCCUUAACGAUACCCGAUAGCGUUAUCUGUACAGGCAGAGGAGAUCCAUAUCCACGCAUUUAUCUAUGUUUCUGGUGGUAAUGAGAAUGGCCCCACAGAACGCCGACUCGGAGUCUGUGCAGGUCCAGGAGCUACCCGUGGCCCUGCCGGACCUGCAGAAGCGGGGCAGCGCCGACGCCCGCGAGGAGACCAUCAGCGAGGGGUCCAUAGACCGGAUCCCCGUGCGCUUGUGGGUGAUGCACGGGGCCGUGAUGUUUGGCAGGGAGUUCUGUUACGCCAUGGAGACGGCGUUGGUCACACCGGUCCUCUUACAGAUUGGCCUUCCGGAGCAGUACUACAGCCUGACCUGGUUCCUGAGCCCCAUCCUCGGCCUCAUCUUCACGCCCAUCAUCGGCUCUGCCAGUGACCGCUGCACGCUGAGCUGGGGCCGACGGCGGCCCUUCAUCCUCGCCCUGUGCGUCGGCGUGCUCUUCGGCGUGGCCCUCUUCCUCAACGGCUCGGCCAUCGGUCUGUCCCUCGGCGAUGUCCCCAGCCAGCAGCCCAUCGGCAUUGUCCUCACCGUGCUGGGGGUGGUCGUCCUGGAUUUCAGUGCUGACGCGACCGAGGGCCCCAUCCGGGCCUACCUGCUGGACGUGGUGGACAGCGAGGAGCAGGACAUGGCCCUUAACAUCCACGCCUUCUCUGCCGGCCUCGGCGGGGCCAUCGGCUAUGUGCUGGGCGGGCUGGACUGGACCCAGACCUUCUUGGGCACCUGGUUCCGGACUCAGAACCAAGUGCUCUUCUUCUUCGCGGCCAUCAUCUUCGUGGUGUCAGUGGCCCUGCACCUGUUCAGCAUCGACGAGGAGCAGUACAGCCCCCAGCAAGAGCGGGCUGGGGAGGCGGCCGACGCACUGCCCCCUGCUGCCCGCGGGAGCGCGCUGGACGGUGGCGCGGGGCUGUUCCCCGAGGAGGUGCGGUCGGAGCACGAGCUCGCGCUGGACUACCUGGGCGCGGGCAUGGUGCGGAGCAAGAGUGACUCGGUGCUGCAUGUGCCUGACGCCGCACUCGACCUGGAGCCCGAGCUGCCCUUCCUGCCCGACAUCGAGCCCUCCAUCUUCCACGACGGCUCGUACCCCGGCACCCCCCGCAGCACCAGCCAGGAGCUCGCCCGUGCCAGGCCACCCUGCCUGGCCUCACUGCUCAGGGAAACCGCGAAGGAGGAUGACACGCUGCUCGAGAAUCACGCGCCCGAAGCCAAAGUCCCCAACGGCAGCGGCUCCCCGCCGACGGACGGCCCCAUGGGCUACACCAGGGUGGACGUGAGGCCCGUCGCCGCCGCAUCUGGCUCCAUGAGGCGGCGCAGGCACAUGUUCCGCCGCCAGGCCUCCAGCACCUUCUCCUACUACGGCAAGAUCGGCUCCCACCGCUACCGCUACCGGCGGGCCAACGCCGUGGUUCUCAUCAAGCCGUCGCGCAGCAUGAGCGACCUGUACGACCUGCAGAAGCGCCAGCGCUGCCGGCACCGCAACCAGAGCGGGGCCACGGCCUCCAGCGGGGACACGGAGAGCGAGGAGGGGGAGGGCGAGACCACCGUGCGGCUGCUGUGGCUGUCCAUGCUGAAGAUGCCCAAGGAGCUCACGCGCCUGUGCCUCUGCCACCUGCUCACCUGGUUCUCCGUCAUCGCCGAGGCCGUCUUCUACACCGACUUCAUGGGUCAGGUCAUCUUCGACGGGGACCCCAAGGCCCCCUCCAACUCAACCGCCUGGCAGGCCUACAACGCGGGCAUGAAGAUGGGCUGCUGGGGCCUGGUGAUCUACGCGGCCACCGGUGCGAUCUGCUCAGCGCUGCUACAGAAGUAUCUGGACAACUACGAUCUGAGCAUCAGGGUCAUCUACGUGCUGGGGACGCUGGGCUUCUCCAUCGGCACGGCCGUGAUGGCCCUAUUCGCCAACGUCUACGUGGCCAUGGUCAUGAUCAGCACCAUGGGUAUCGUCUCCAUGAGCAUCUCCUACUGCCCCUACGCCCUGCUCGGGCAGUACCACGACAUCAAGGAGUACGUCCAGCACAGCCCCGGGAACUCCAAGCGCGGCUUCGGCAUAGACUGUGCCAUCCUGUCCUGCCAGGUGUACAUCUCCCAGAUCCUGGUGGCGUCUGCCCUCGGGGGCGUGGUGGAUGCCGUCGGGACCGUGCGCGUCAUCCCCAUGGUGGCCUCCGUGGGCUCUUUCCUGGGCUUCCUGACAGCCACGUUCCUGGUGAUCUACCCGGAGGUGUCAGAAGAGGCCAAGGAGGAGCAGAAGGGCCUGUCUUCCCGGCCGCCUGGUGAUGGCGGGGACGGCAGCCAGAAGCCCACCGUCCUGACCCUGUCCCGGAAGGAGGGCCUGCAGGGGCUGGUGGAGACGGAGUCGAUGGUCUGAGCCUCGCCCCUGUGCACACACAUUCCUGGGGGGGGUGGGUUGGGGAUGGCGGGCGGGUUGGUCAGUGUGGCUUUGGUGACGGCACAAAGCAGAGUUCCUUCACGACACGGGUGGGGGUGCGGUAGCUCUAGGGUAGGCCUGGGCCUCUGGGCAGAAACACCACACUGAUUACUUUUCCACGAUUAAAAAAAAUCAUUUGAAAUUUUUUUUUUUUAAUUGAAAAGGAGCUUCUGAUUUCAACUGUUUAAUUUCGCAGGUAUAUUAUUCUGCAUGUUUUCAAACCGUAAGGCAGAUUUACAAUAGUUGCAAGCAAUCCAGAGAAAAAUAAGAUUUUCAUUUCCAAGGUCAUAAUUGAAAACCACAAGUCCGUGCUGUGGCUCGCCGCCUGCGGUCUGCGGAUUAAAGACAGCAGCCGUGUGGCCAGUCACUGGGCCUCUCUGCGCCCUCUGGGGGCCUGCAGGUGUCAGAUCUCACGUUCUGUUGGUGCUGCCAUUAUUGGAGAGUAUUUUUAUCAUUAUUUUAGAAAAAAAAAUUUUUUUUUCUCUCAAAACUGGUUUUCUUAAGGAAACCACAUGUUUUUUUUCUUCUCCUCAGAGAUUCUGAUGGCGUGAGGGGCAGGCCCGCCUCUGGGCAGCGGGAAGUGGCAGCCGCCCCCCCACCCGCACCCCCAUCCUGAACCUGUGCUGUCAGGAGGGCCCCAGGGCACCUGGGGGGCGGGACAGGGUCAACUGGGGGUGGCCUGCGGGGACGGCGGGCUGGGACGGGCACCUGCGGCCAGCAGCAUCCCAGGGAGCAGACAGGCCCCCGGCAGGUGCGCACCCAUGUCUGCGCCUGGACCCCCGACCCCCUCAUCGUUGUCCAUAGCUCCCCAGAUAGGAGAUGGACUCUUUCAUUGCACUUUGACUCGUGUUUAAACCAUUUUUGGGAAAUCAUGAGGGCAGAGCUCCAGGUGCGGCCUCGGCCCCUGGGACCUGCCGCCAGGCCUACCUCGGGUGCGUGGGACGCGGCCCCGGCCUCUUCUGACCUCUUCUGACCUCUCGGGCCUGCUGGGCCCACCCGACGCCGGAGUCGGGGCAGUGGCAAAGUGAUGCGAGUGUCUGGGACCUUGAGGACGGUCCCCUCCCCCGCAGGACCUUGGUGGGGUCUCCGCUCUGAGCAUCUCAGCCAAACGCAGACUUGGGGGAAGGCACGCGGUUGAUAGAUGCCGCAGCUGCUGGGGAAUGCUUUCCAGACCAUUCUCUCACGACUGAGCAGUGUCUGCUUUUCUCAUUUGGAACGACCGGUCUGAGCUUCCUGAUGGCACCUGGACACAGACGAUGGUCAUACUUCGCUGCCUCAAGUUUUUUUUUUUUUUUUAAUGAAGAACUUUCAGA